AUGACAGAACCGGAAUAUGCUUUGCUACUGGCUAAAGCACGAGUUGUAACAAAAUCAAAGAGUAUCGACAUUUUAACAGAUUUUGAUAUAUCUCAAGAAUACUCUCGGCAAAUGAAUAACACUCAUCAAUACGGUUUGCCUAAAUGUCAACAGUGCCAUCGAAUUGGUAUCAUUGGCGCAGGAGUAUCAGGCUUGUACGCUGCUAUUCUACUAGCAAAGUCAGGUCAUACUGUCAUCAUCUAUGAAGCUAAUCAAAUAGCAGGUGGCCGUAUUUAUACAUAUCGGGAUUCAAAAAAUCCUAAUUUAUUCUUUGGUGAAUUGGGUGCUAUGCGCUUUCCUCUCAACGCUCAUCCAUAUUUAAAUACAAUGAUACGAGACAAAUAUCAACUCAACGUCACUGAAUUUCCAUCAUAUGAUCCGAAUACAAUUGUAUAUAUAAAUGGAAUUUCUGUAACUAUGAAACAAGCUGACGAAAAUCCUGAUUUAUUUGGAUUUAAAGUUAACAUAACCGAAAAAGGAAAGACACCUGAUCAAUUGUGGAAUGAAGCUGUACAACCAUUGCUUAAUCUAUUUUUCACUCAAGGUUGGAAUGCUGUUAGAACUCGAUGGGAUUCAUACAGUAUCAGUUCAUAUCUUGCUUCAGUCGGUUUAUCACGUGCAGCGAUUGACUAUAUAAGCUUAAUGUUAAAUUUAGAAACAAAUUUAUUUACAUCACUUCUCGAAAGUAUUCGUGACAUGCUUAUACUAAAUGAUUCUAUCAAAUUCUAUCAAAUCCAAGGUGGAAAUGAUUUAUUAAUUAAUGCUAUGGUUAAUGAAUGUUUAGCGAUUGAACAAGGACGAUGUAGUUUGUUAUUAAAUAGUAAAGUCACUCAAAUACAAUUGUAUGCCUCAGAACGUGUUCGAAUUGUAUCUUCAAAUAAUACCAACAAUAAUAAUCUAUUUGAUUCAGUAAUUGUAGCCACUACAGCUCCAGCUGCUCAAUUGAUCGAUUUUGAUAAGAGAUCAGAUUUUACUGAGAAAUAUCGAGCAAUGCGACAAGUACAUUAUGAUUGUUCUAGCAAAGUUAUUCUUUUCUUCAAUUCAUCAUGGUGGUACAAUAAUGAGAAUAUAAAUGGUGGUCGAAGUAUUACUGAUCUUCCCAUUCGUUUUGUUUAUUACCCACAAAAUUCGAAUGUAAACGGUGGUGUUAUACUUGCUUCAUAUACUUGGUCACAAGAUUCAUUACUAUGGCAAUCACUUAGUGAUGAUGAUGCGAUUGAACUUGCUUUAAAAAAUUUGAUUGAAAUUCAUCCAACAACUGGUGAUAAUAUGCGUGAUUUCUUUCGAGGAGGCAAAGUAAAACAUUGGUGUCAAGAUGAAUACGUAAGAGGUGCUUUUGCAUUGUUUACACCUUUGCAAGAAACAGAUAUUUUUGAUGUAUUAAAAGCAUCUGUAUCAAACAUUCAUUUUAUUGGGGAACACACUAGUUCAGCACAUGCUUGGGUUGAAGGUGCUCUUUUAUCUUCAUUACGUUCAGCUCUUAUCAUCCAAGAAGAAACAUAUGAUGUUGUAAUCAUUGGUGGAGGACCAAUUGGUUUAGCAACAGCUGUUCGUCUAGCAUUAAAGCAAUCUACAUUGCGUAUUGCUGUUGUUGAACAAGGUAAUUUAUUGAAUUCUGAUGGUAGUUCAGGAACAUUUGAUCAGCGACAAUUUCGACAAAUGUAUAAUGAAAUUUACUUAGCUGAAUUAGCUAAUCUUUCUGUACCUCUCUGGCAAGAAAUUGAACAAUUAGCUAAUUUAUCACGGGGUUCUAUUCUUAACACUGAUGAAGGUUAUUUAUUCUAUGGUGAUUUUAAUUCAUCUGAGACGGUUGAAGGAGAUCUUCCAUCUAUUCAAAAAACAUGUGAAUUACUUCAGAUGGAUUGUAUUUAUCUAAAUAGUACUCAAUUACAAACUCGGUAUCCUUUUUUCAAAUUUGCUCCACAUUAUCAAGGACUUUUACAUUCCCAAUCGGGUUAUAUUAAUGUUACAACACUGAUCAAUGCACUUCUACGUAUUAUAGAACAGAAUCCAAGAAUAAUACUUCGUCAAAAUGAAGAGUUUCUUUCCAUUGAUAAAACAAAUUAUACACAUAUUGUAACAAGUCGUGGAUCAAUACGUGUCAAACAUAAAACACUUUUCAUACCUGGUCCUUUUGUCAAGAAUGUAUCUCGUCUUCUUGGUUUUGAUCUUAAUGUCACUCUAUGGGAAAUGCCAUAUGUUAAUUUUCGCUUGCGACCAAAUGCCACACAAAUACCAACAUGGUUUGUGUGGGCUGGUGCGGAUUUGCAAUCGUUGUUUUCUGGCUUUUCUAUUGAUCCUACAUCGGAUUAUAUAUUUGUUGUAGCGAGUUUUAUUCAAAAUUUAUCUAACGCUUUAUUAUAUCCUGCACAACGAACUAAUAUUGCUGAUCCAUUUAUCAUAAAGAAAAUUAUUGAUUUUGUCACACAAAAUCUGGCACAAGUUGAUCCAAAUGAUUAUUUUGUUAAAAAUCGAACAUGUUUAGCAACAUUUUUACCUGAUAAUGGUUUUCUACUUGAUUAUGUGCCUAAUACAAACAAAAAAGUAUUGAUACAAGCUGCUGGUUGGGGAAUGAAAUUUGUUCCGAUAUGGGCAGAUAUUCUUUCCGAUAUGGUACUCCUAAAUUCAAGUGAUGCUUCGUCCUAUGCAAAAUAUUUACCCUACUUUUCAUUAUCGAGACCCUAUAGACUUAUAACAAAUAUUACUGAAGGAUCAUCAGUCUUAUCCAAAGGAUUUAAUAAGCUUUCUUUCUCCUUUUAUUAUCUGAUUAUUUUGGCACUGGUGAUAAUAUUGUGUAAAGACUGAUGAUCAAGUUUUGAUUAUUUUGUAUCUCUUAUAAUGAUGAUACUUGUAAAAACUUGGGGCAUACCAAAAAAUUAGUGGUGGCAAGAGAAAAGUGUACAAAAUAAAGGGUGCGGGUGUGGGGUCUAUGACUGUUGUGUGUAAGAUAAUUGUGUGUAAGACAAUUAUGAGAACAGACAAUGAUGUGCAUAUCAAUUUAUUUAAUUUGCACUGACUAAUACUAGUGAAAGAAAGAGCAUGAAAAUAAUAUCUAUGCAUCAUUUAAAGAUACUCGUGGUUUACAAAUUUCAGGCCUUAAUCCGCUUUACAAUUAUUGCGAAGAUUAUUGUUCCAGGAAGCUUCGAAACCAGAAAAGAAGAAUAGUUUCAACACUUCCAAUCAGAUUUUAGAAAUCACACAGUUUGUUGAGGAAUCAAUUCGAAAACAAACAACGCUGUCGGAGUGAUACUGAUGACUUACCAAUAUCAUAGACUUAACCAUCCUGGAUUUUGAUGAUUUUUCGAGAAAUCUUCAAACAGAACAAUCAUAUGUAGGCAGUGAAAUUUCUCAACUAGUAACAAGUCUCACACUAAAACCAAUGAGAAUCAAAACUCAACAAACGGCAUUCAAAGUUUUGUGGUUUUUAAAAAGUCUUACAAAAAAUAAUAAAAAAAACUAAAAGCGAUUGCUCAUGCGUUCAUGUUAUAAUUGUUCACUGAUUUGUUCAUCGUGAAUUAUUUUUUGUUAUUUGAUUACUUUUCUUUUGUUCAUUACCUUUUUUUUUAGAAAAAUAUUUAUUUACGCAUAAUAUAUAUACAGUCAUUUUGCACACAAUUGCCUACACACAGCUAUCUAACACACAAUUGUCCAUUCACACAAUUGCCUUACACAUAAUUGUCCGCACACACAAUUGUCUGCACACAAUUGUCCUACACACAAUAGUCUUACACACAAUAGUCGUGCUCCCGUGGAUGUGGGUGUGUUGGUGUGUGUGGAUUUGGUUGUGGGUGCGGAUAAAGAGACAAUCUACACUCACACCCACACUCUCAAGUUUUUGCUCCAGGAAAUAUUUAACUUACUAGCCAUGACUAUUCAUGCAUGGUCAAUUCGUUUUAAUACGUUUGCUGGAAGUUUUUUUUUGGACAAUCAUCUAUUAAAAAAUUCCUCAUCUUCAUUAUAGCAGGUAGGGUGUGAGU
Messenger RNA from Rotaria sordida, 4016 nucleotides. Lineage: Eukaryota; Metazoa; Rotifera; Eurotatoria; Philodinida; Philodinidae. The record is from the annotation of a GenBank genome assembly.